UCACCCAUAGUAUUAUAUUCACAUCUUAAAAAUCAUGGGUUUGAAGACAUUUCUACAGGCAUAGGUACAGUCAAGAAGGCAUUGGUUUCUAUGGCAGCAUUUUCAAACUUCUAAAGAAUGUUAACCAAUACAAAUAAUCUUUUUUCAAAACAACAAAUUUUUAUGGUUUAGGGUUUUUAGAGGAAAAACAGAAGGCAUUAUGGAAAACCAGUAUGUCUACACCAAGAAGAGAAGUGAGUUUGGGAGGCAGUGUUUCUUUAGUGAUCAUGGUCCAAAUAAUAUUGAUAACCUGCUACCCAACCGAUCACUCAUGGAUGAGUACAUUCUGCGUGACCCUGUACACCGUGGAGUCCAAUGCAGCAAACUAUUUGCCGAACAUGAGUUGAACACUAUCAGAGCGGAGUAUGACCAUCACAGCAUGAACCACGCGGAGGGUGGCUGGCCUAAGGACAUCAACCCCUUGGACAUAGAGCAGACUAUGAGGUUCAGGAAGAAGGUGGAGAAAGAUGAGAUGUACAUUCACACUGUGCUUCAGCUGUCUCAUCCAAUGGAACACUGCAUAUUCCAGAACAACGCUGUGAAUAUCUACGAGCUUUACUUUGCUGAUGACGAUCAGUCAGCUUUGGUUGAACGCUCCAAAUCAAGAACAGUCAAUGUCUUCAGAGAUCCAAGUGCCACCAAGCGACCCAUCCAUCAUCUGUCAUGGUCGCCUGACGGAGGCACUAGACUGGCCGUGACUCACUGUAACCUCGAGUUCCAACGAGCUCCACCAGAUCUCAGUACUCACUCGUACAUCUGGCAAGUUGAAAACCCUAACAAACCAGAGUUGGUUCUGCAGCCAAGUGUUCCUAUAGUUUGUUUGGAGUACAACCCAAAGGAUCCACACAGCCUGGUCAGUGGGCUACACAACGGUCAGGUGGCGUUCUGGGACACUCGUCGUGGUGGCGACCCUGUGGAGCUCAGCUCUCUGGCCACGUCACACAGGGACCCUACACACCAAGUGUUGUGGAUCAACUCCAAGAGUGGCACAGAGUUCUUCUCCGCCUCCUCAGACGGCCAGGUGAAGUGGUGGGACGUAAGGAAGCUCAGUGAGCCGAUGGAAACACUCAUCCUAGACAUGACCAAGGGAGAAGAACAAUCUCUCAACAGAGCCCUGGGAGCCAGCUGUCUGGAGUAUGAGCCCACCAUACCUACACGCUUCAUGAUUGGCACAGAGAACGGGAUAGUGAUUUCCGGCAACCGCAAAGGUAAGACACCGCUGGAAAAGCUCGGAGCCACUUACAAGACACACCACGGCCCGGUGUACGCGCUGCAGCGCAACCCCGCAUUUGUCAAGAACUUCCUGACCAUUGGUGACUGGACAGCUCGCAUUUGGAGUGAGGACUGCAAGGAGUCUUCCAUCAUUUGGACAAGCUACCAUCGCUCAUUCCUGACCAGUGGCAGCUGGAGUCCCACCAGGUACUCGGUGUUCUACACCACUCGUAUGGACGGGACUGUGGACGCAUGGGACAUCCUACAGAACCAGCGAGAUCCCUGUCUUAGCGUCAAGGUGUGUGAUGAACCCCUGAGAUGUUUACGGUGUCACGAGUACGGAGAGUUGGUCGCGGUGGGGAAUGACAGAGGCACUGCGUACUUGGUAGAGUUCUCUGAAAAUCUAGCAGUGUCAGCAAAGAAUGACAAGUCCUUACUUACUGCGAUGUUUGAAAGGGAAAGUAGGAGGGAGAAGAUUAUCGAGGGCAAGAUGCGGGAGAUCCGUUUACGAGUGCGGACACGCCAGAGUGAGGCUCACAGCGCAGGGUCACGAGAUAGCCGACCUUCCGUCACCCACCCCUCUGCGGCAGACCUGCUACUGCAGACUGCGGAGGAGGAAUUUCACACGACCAUUGAAGAGGAAGAGGCUAAAGCUUUGGGUAAGGAGCCAGAAAUGCCAGCAUCUGUGACUGAAGAGCCAGAGGAGGGGAAAGAGGGGAAGGAUACACAACCCCCACCACCUCCCUCUGAAUAGACCCCCCCUCAUUAUGUUGUUAGUUCUGUAAUGUAUGUAAAAUAUAGAUAUAUGUUUAUGUUGAAUGGAUUCUACCUUUAGGCUAAUUCUAUGCAAUUUACAAAAAAUACUUCCAUUGAAUCUGUGUAUUUGUAGCAGAUAUAAUUAUGCUG
Messenger RNA from Macrosteles quadrilineatus (aster leafhopper), 2157 nucleotides. RefSeq names its product dynein intermediate chain 3, ciliary-like. The coding region runs from base 200 to 2005 and encodes 601 amino acids. Gene Ontology annotation, molecular function: dynein light chain binding; dynein heavy chain binding. The transcript is spliced from 13 exons. The record is from RefSeq and is a predicted model, not a curated record. Lineage: Eukaryota; Metazoa; Arthropoda; Insecta; Hemiptera; Cicadellidae. Gene Ontology annotation, biological process: cilium movement; outer dynein arm assembly. Gene Ontology annotation, cellular component: outer dynein arm.